This is a messenger RNA of Hordeum vulgare subsp. vulgare (domesticated barley), 2222 nucleotides long. RefSeq names its product dihydroxy-acid dehydratase, chloroplastic. Lineage: Eukaryota; Viridiplantae; Streptophyta; Magnoliopsida; Poales; Poaceae. Gene Ontology annotation, biological process: branched-chain amino acid biosynthetic process. Gene Ontology annotation, molecular function: dihydroxy-acid dehydratase activity. The record is from RefSeq and is a predicted model, not a curated record. The transcript is spliced from 14 exons. Gene Ontology annotation, cellular component: chloroplast stroma. The coding region runs from base 140 to 1927 and encodes 595 amino acids.
GGUGGUGUCGUCUUCCUCCUCUUCCAGCAGACGCCGUCAUCCAGUUGUCCAUCUUCAUCUCCUUACUUGCUCACCCUUACCCCCACCCCAUUCCAAAACCCUAAACCCCAUUCCAAACCUCCCCGCCCCCGCCGACGCCAUGCAGUCCCUGGCGCUCACACCCCCCUCUCUCCCCGCCUCCGGCCCCACCCCCGCCUCCGGCCGUCGCCUCGCCACGCGUGUCCGCGCCGCCUCGGCCGUCUCCGACGAGCCCAAGCUCAACAAGUACAGCGCGCGCAUCACGGAGCCCAAGUCGCAGGGGGCGUCGCAGGCCGUGCUCUACGGCGUCGGCCUCACCGACGCCGACCUCCGCAAGCCGCAGGUCGGGGUCUCCUCCGUCUGGUAUGAGGGGAACACCUGCAACAUGCACCUGCUCCAGCUCGCCGAGGCCGUGCGCGACGGAAUCCGCGACGCCGGCAUGGUCGCCUUCCGCUUCAACACCGUCGGGGUCAGCGACGCCAUAUCCAUGGGCACCAGGGGCAUGUGCUACAGCCUCCAGUCGCGCGACCUCAUCGCCGACAGCAUAGAGACCGUCAUGGGCGCGCAGCACUACGACGCCAACAUCUCAAUCCCUGGGUGCGAUAAGAACAUGCCAGGUACAAUAAUGGCAAUGGGACGGCUAAAUCGACCAAGUAUCAUGGUUUAUGGUGGAACUAUUAAGCCUGGGCACUUUCAGGGCAAUUCGUAUGACAUAGUAUCUGCAUUCCAGAGCUACGGAGAAUUUGUUAGUGGGUCAAUCAGCGAUGAGGAAAGAAAGAAUGUACUCCGCAACUCAUGCCCAGGAGCAGGUGCUUGUGGCGGUAUGUACACAGCAAACACAAUGGCAUCUGCCAUCGAGACAAUGGGCAUGAGCCUUCCAUACAGCUCUUCAACACCUGCUGAAGACUCAUUAAAGCUAGAUGAAUGCCGUCUUGCUGGGAAGUAUCUCUUAGAAUUGUUAAAGAUGGAUUUGAAGCCUAGAGACAUUAUAACUGAGAAGUCAUUGCGGAACGCAAUGGUUAUUAUCAUGGCACUUGGUGGGUCUACUAAUGCUGUACUGCAUUUGAUUGCUAUUGCCAGGUCUGUGGGUUUGCAAUUAACUCUUGAUGAUUUCCAGAAGGUCAGCGACCAAGUUCCUUUUCUUGCAGAUCUUAAGCCUAGCGGAAAGUAUGUCAUGGAGGAUCUGCAUAAGAUUGGUGGAACACCUGCAGUAAUUCAUUAUCUCUUGGAGCAAGGUCUUCUUGAUGGGGAUUGUAUGACUGUCACUGGAAAAACUCUAGCGGAAAAUGCUAAAAUAUUCCCACCUUUAUCGGAAGGACAGCAAAUAAUACGACGGCUCGACAAUCCUAUCAAAUCAACUGGGCAUAUACAGAUACUUUAUGGCAAUCUUGCACCAGAAGGCUCUGUAGCAAAAAUAACUGGCAAGGAGGGACUGUUUUUCUCAGGCCCUGCACUAGUUUUUGAAGGUGAAGAAUCAAUGAUUACAGCUAUAUCAGAAAACCCAGCAAAUUUCAAGGGAAAGGUUGUAGUGAUCCGAGGAGAAGGACCAAAAGGAGGUCCAGGGAUGCCUGAAAUGUUGACUCCAACAAGUGCAAUAAUGGGGGCUGGUCUUGGGAAGGAGUGUGCCCUGCUGACAGAUGGUAGAUUUUCUGGGGGGUCGCAUGGAUUUGUUGUGGGCCACGUAUGUCCUGAAGCACAGGAAGGAGGCCCAAUUGGUCUUGUUGAGGACGGUGAUACAAUCACGAUCGACGUCGUGAAGAAAGUAAUUGAUGUUGAUCUGACGGAAGACCAGCUCGAACAAAGGCGAAGGAAAUGGAGCCCGCCGCCACACAAGGUUACCAGUGGAGCACUUUGGAAGUACAUAAAGCUUGUGUCUUCAGCCUCAAGCGGGUGCGUCACCGACGAGUAGGGUCCAUCCUGUAUUGUGCUAAUUCGAGUAAAGUUUGCAUCGCUAUAGCGGAGAUCGAUUCGUUUAAGGGCGUUUAUUUUUGCAAGUGUACUUUCUUUUUGGGUAGUAAUGGUAGCUCUGGGACAAUAAAGGUGCCCGUUUCCAGUGGCUUGAGGAAGGCCAGAGGGAAUUGGUGGUAAGGAUUAAUGAUCUAGUGUUGUUGUGGUGGUGAAUUAGACAGCUUUGAGUUUAUCCUCUGUAAUGGUUGUUGGGACCCCCAAAUUCAUGUGAAACUUGAAGCUGCUUUGUUUGGUCA